AUGGAGCCUCACUACGACUACAUCUGCAACGACUUGGCCUAUACACCACACCAGUACGGCAGCUUCAGCCUCCCUCAGUCACAUCCUCCUUCCUACCAUGACCAGUCCACCUACUCGCCGCCGUGCCACCAGUACCACCACCAGCAGCAGCUUCAUUUCGACGGCGGCGGUGGCACUGACUACCAUGAUUAUGAUGACAUGGACCAGCUUAGCGCCGUCAUGCAUCAAGCGUCCUCGUUCUCCGUCACCUCCGCUGCACCAACGACAAGAAACCCCGGAUGGGAGGAGCGGGAUCUCACGAACCGCCAGCGCCACGGCGAGCACAUGAUGCACCAUUCUGCGGCGACGGCAGUUGAGCCGAGCGGCGGCGGCGCCACGGAGGACCCGCUCAUCGGGGUGCGCAAGCGGCCGUGGGGCAAGUACGCGGCGGAGAUCCGGGACUCCACGCGCAAUGGUGCCCGCGUCUGGCUCGGAACCUUUGACACCCCGCAAGCCGCGGCGCUCGCGUACGACCAGGCCGCCUUCGCCCUGCGGGGCCCCGCCGCCGUGCUCAACUUCCCCGUCAACCGCGUGCAGCAGUCGCUCGAGGUGCUGGGGUUGGGCACCGCCUCCGCCGCCGCGGGGGACUCGCCUGCCCUAGCGCUCAAGCGCCGGCACUGCAUGAGGAAACGCAAACCCAAGAACAGCAAGACGAGCGCGCCUGCGGCGGCGAGGAAGCAGAGCCUGCCGGGUUUAGCUGCCGCGCCGGCUUCCUGCGUGCUGGAACUGGAGGACCUGGGAGCGGACUACCUCGAGGAGCUGCUCGGAUGUGCGAUCGGUGACGGGUAG
This is a messenger RNA of Hordeum vulgare subsp. vulgare (domesticated barley), 828 nucleotides long. Its product is annotated as ethylene-responsive transcription factor 1-like. Gene Ontology annotation, biological process: ethylene-activated signaling pathway; regulation of DNA-templated transcription. The transcript has a single exon. Lineage: Eukaryota; Viridiplantae; Streptophyta; Magnoliopsida; Poales; Poaceae. Bases 1 to 828 code for a protein of 275 amino acids. Gene Ontology annotation, molecular function: DNA-binding transcription factor activity; DNA binding. The record is from RefSeq and is a predicted model, not a curated record.